Messenger RNA from Brassica rapa (field mustard), 4372 nucleotides. Its product is annotated as cyclin-A1-2. Gene Ontology annotation, biological process: mitotic cell cycle phase transition. The record is from RefSeq and is a predicted model, not a curated record. Gene Ontology annotation, molecular function: cyclin-dependent protein serine/threonine kinase regulator activity. Lineage: Eukaryota; Viridiplantae; Streptophyta; Magnoliopsida; Brassicales; Brassicaceae.
UCGUAACGGUUUUUGACUUCAUCUAACGGCCAAGAUUAAUCCAUUAUUUGUUUUUAAUAAAUAGAAAUAGUAACUUCUUCUUCUUCGUUGUUCCUCGUCUUCUCGCUCAAGAUCUCUCUCUCUCCCUCGCAGAACAAAAACCAUAAAACUCAUCUCACCGGAGAACGACGAAUCCGCCGCCGAAUCGGAGUUCUUCCACUUCCUCCUCAACAAAAAAUGUCUUCCUCGUCUUCAUCGAGGAACCAACCCAAGGAGAAUCCACUUUCUCGUCCGAGCGUAGCCAAGACUCGACCUCCACUCGGAGACGUCGUAAACCGCCGUAAUCCACUGGGAGAUAUCACGAAUCAGAAGACCGGAUCUAGAAUCUCCGCUCCGUCGUCUACUCUCGUGCAUUGUUCAAAUAAGAUCGGGAAAUCAAAGAAGGCAUCGAAACCUCCCAAGGCAAUCGCGAAAUCAAACCUACUCGUUCCUUACGAAGACAUCGAAUUGAAUCAAGGAUCAGAUUUGGGAAAUGAUGAUGAUGAUGAGGUUGUUGAUGAUAUUGAUAGUAACCUCGUGGAUCCACAGCUUUGUGGUGCCUUUGCUUGCGAUAUCUACGAGCAUUUGCGUUCAUCCGAGGUGAAGAAAAGACCUGCUUUUGAUUACAUGGAGAGAGUUCAGUCUAACAUCAAUGCUAGUAUGCGUACUAUACUCAUUGACUGGCUCGUUGAGGUUGCUGAAGAGUAUAGGCUUUUGCCAGAGACGUUGUAUUUGGCGGUGCACUGUUUAGACCGGUAUCUUUCAGGGAAUGUGAUUACCAAGCAAAACUUGCAGUUGCUUGGUGUUUCGUGCAUGAUGAUUGCAGCAAAAUAUGAAGAAGUGUGUGUGCCUCAAGUGGAGAGUUUCUGUUACAUUACUGAUAACACAUACUCAAGAAACGAGCUUCUGGAGAUGGAGUCGUCUGUUCUGAAUUACCUGAAGUUCGAAUUAACAACACCAACAGCAAAAUGUUUCUUGAGGCGCUUUGUUCGUGCUGCUCAAGGCAGGAAGGAGGUCUCAUCACUGCUGUUUGAGUCACUAGCGAGCUAUUUCAGCGAAUUAUCUCUCUUGGAUUACGCUAUGCUUCGCUACGCUCCAUCACUUGUCGCAGCCUCUGCCGUUUUCUUGGCACAAUACAUAUUACACCCUUCAACAAAACCAUGGAGCUCUACGUUAGAGCAUUACACAUCGUACAGGGCUAAACAUUUGGAAGCAUGCGUUAAGAAUCUUCUUCAGCUAUGUCAUGAGAGUCCCUCAGCCGAUGUAGUUGCAGUCAGAAAGAAGUACAGUCAAGACAAAUACAAGUUUGCAGCAAAGAAGUUUUGCCCCACCUCACUGCCACAAGAGCUCUUCCUCUGAUUGGGUUUCUUGGUGCUUCCUUUUGUUUUUUCCUCGUCUUGUUGAUAGAAACUCAUUAGGUCAGACCAAUGUAUUCAGUUCGAUUGAUGUGUAGGACGAUCGUAAUGAACAUAAAACAAUAACAAUAAUUAAAAAAAAAAGAAAAAAAAAUCCACCCACGCUGCAUCAAAAUUAAUUGAUAAUCAAAUAUAUGGAAAAAAAAAAAUUUGCUUAUUUUAUUCAACUGUGAAAACGCUAUUACAAAUCAUAGCUACUACAGUGAUAAGAUUCCAAAACUUCUGGUCUUAUGGGGAGGCUUUUGACACCCUGGACGUUUUGAAGUUGUUUAAUCAAAUGGUUUCACUCGAAUUAUAUACAAGGUCAAAUUAUACGUUAAUUAUGAAUAUUAUUUUCCAUGGUCCAACCAUGCAUUCAUCUAUGAUAAGUAUGAAGUCGUUUUUAUUAUUUGGUGCCUACACACACGUCCUUCUGGAUAGGAAAUGAUAUGUGGUCUAAGCAUACACCUCUCUCUAAUGGAGAAUGCAGAGACAGCAGCUCCAGAGAAGGACUCGGACAAAUCAUCUUGUAUUUAGAAAUGGAUGGAGUACUAUAUAAUUCCAUAUCACAUUUCUAUUCGAUCUUCUUAAAUUAUUUCCUAUGUUUUUCUAAACUAGUUCAACCUGAAAAUGUUGUUAUAAAGGACUUUUAUAAUUAUAAAAUGUUUUUUUUGGUGCAACAUAUAAUUAUAAAAUGUUACUAAACAUUUUUUUACAUAAUUUGUAAUGAACAUACAACAAUUUAUAAGAAAACAAAAAAUCCACCCACACUGCAGUAGAAUGAAACGAUAGAAACUGAUAGAACAAAACUUGGGUUCACCCCCUAUGGUGAACUCUCAAAUUCACCUCUAGUGUUACCACCAAUCAAAGUGCCAUGUAGGAUUAAGAGAAAAAAAAAUAUUAAAACUUAAAAAAAAAAGGAAAAUAGCUUUAAAAAAAUAAAAGAACGUCGCUAACGGUGUCUGUGUCGAUGGCUUCCUUCAUCACCACAGAGAAGAUGGAUCCUGUGUUUGUCAAGUUGAGUCUCCAAUUCUAUGCUUUCAAAUCGAAUUCUGAUUUCUUCUCCAAUCCAAAUCAACCCAUGUACGUCUGGUUGUACAAACAUACCAUGACUUACUUCAAAUCAAGCCCUGUACGUCCGGAUAUCGGAUUAGUGUCAAAAGGGUUUGUCAAAGAGAGAACUCCAACCACAUAAGCUGUCCGCCACACUACUCUGAAGAGGUUUACUGAAUAUUCAGAUGUGAUGAACUUGUUGUCAGGCCAGUUUCUACUCCCACAAAGCUUGCUCUUUUCAUAGCUUUGUUCUCUGCUCGGCUUGAUCUCAAUGUGUCCUGCAAAAAGUAUCAAAUUUUCACCAGUUAUUGACAAUGACAAUCAAUUCUCAUGUGUUUAACUUAAAUCCAACAUACGUGUACGUACCAAUUGUAUCCACCGGCUGAGAAAGGAUGUGACUCGUACUUGUCACCGUUGUCUUUGACCAGUUUGGACAUAGUGUCAAACGACUCAAACUUCACACAGUACGUAACUGGAGGACGAGUUCUCGUCUCUUCCCUUAUUGUUGCCGAGAGCUUCUUGUGAUUCCUAGCAGGAACAGAGACAGAGCUCCUAAUGUUGCAAGGAAGUAUUCCCACGUCCAACAAUCCUUCUUCUAUUACUGCUUCUGUCUCCAUUAGGUUUUGAAAGUUGUAGUAAGGUUUUGCAAAUCUUAUUACUACCACAAUGAAAACAAGACAGAAGAAGCAGUUGACAAAUAUUGUUUCAUAGUUUGUAUUUUUUUUCUUUUCUUCGGUAAACUUUUUUUUUUCUUUUUCAAGUGUACUUGUAACGGUUUCUGAGUUGUGUAUUUUAUGAACAAUUCUGUCAAGAGGUUCAUAUUCAAAGCUAACAAGACACAAUAGUAAAACUUGAUUGAUGAUUAACUUGCCUGAAUCUCAAUGAGAACCGUGGCUAUUACUUGAAUGACAAGAAACCAUUAUUCUUUGUUGGAAAGAGACAACCUUGAUUUACAUAAAAAUGACAAACUUGAGGCUACUACUUGAAUGCUGACAAUAUUCUGUGUUGGAAAGAGACAAACCAUUAUUCUUAUGUAAAUCAAGUAAAUCACCACCUAGAACUAGAAUCAAGUAUAAAUUAAUUGAUGAUUAACUUGCCUGAAACAAGAUUGAAACGAUCUCAAAACCUAAUUUGAUGAAACAAAGAAACGUAUGUUUCAGUUAACGGCGACGGUUCUUUUAUUUUUUUUAAGCUAUUUUCCUUUUUUUUUAAAGUUGUAAUAUUCCUUUUUCUCUUAAUCCUACAUGACCCUUUGAGUGGUGUUAAUAAUAGAGGUGAAUUUGAGAGUUCACCAUAGGGGGUGAACCCAAGUUUUGUUCAAACUGAUAACCAAAGAUAUGAAACAAAACCGUUAUUCCGUUAUUUUUUUUUAUUACUCAACUGUGAAAUGCUAUUACAAAACUUAGCUGCCGAUGGAUGAUAAAAAAGUACGAUGGAUAAAUAAUCAAUUCGUUAAUAAGGAGGAGGAGCAUUGGUGCCAUAUGAUGGACCAGAAGGAGGACCACUCGGACGCUUUGGUAAAGUUCCGAAACGUAUUGGAGGUGGUUUAUCACUUUGCGGUGUUGACUUCACAUUUUGGGCUAAGCUUGAUUGAUAGAACUCGGAAGACAAAGAUUUGGUUGGCAUUGCACAUGUCGGAGAAACUAGUAAUCCACAAGUCAUUAGUAGCCAAAGUGUCACUAUGGUUGCCAACAUCUCGACCUUGAUCAUCUUUUGCUUAUCUUUAGAUAUGAGAAAAUAAGUUAAGUGUUAAUCAAGUGGUUUCAGUCGAAUGAUAUAUAUAGGGGUAAAUGUUUUUUUUAUAGGGGUAAAUGUUAUGCUAAACAUGAAUACUAUUGUUCAUGCAUGGUCCAGCCAUGCAAUACUCUCACACGUCCUUUUGAAUAGGAAACGAUAUAUUCGGUCUA